Ilex paraguariensis (yerba mate) is the source of this 1364-nucleotide messenger RNA. The record is from the annotation of a GenBank genome assembly. NCBI's taxonomy places the organism in Eukaryota, Viridiplantae, Streptophyta, Magnoliopsida, Aquifoliales, Aquifoliaceae.
AUGACGGAUGUCAGUCCCAGGACUGAUACUUCGACCGAUGGAGACACUGAAGAUAAGAAUGUAAGGUUUCAAAGCAAUCCAUUAGCAAUUAUUGGUUCUGAUGGCAGCGACAAGUCAAGAGAUCAAAAGACGCUUCGCCGGCUUGCUCAAAACCGUGAAGCUGCAAGAAAAAGUCGUUUAAGAAAAAAGGCUUAUGUACAACAGUUAGAGAGCAGCAGAAUGAAGCUGACCCAACUUGAGCAGGAACUCCAACGAGCUCGGCAGCAGGGCAUCUUCAUUUCAAGUUCAGGAGAUCAAUCUCAAUCCAUGAGUGGAAAUGGAGCCUUGGCGUUUGAUGUAGAAUAUGCAAGGUGGUUGGAAGAACACAACCGACGUAUUAAUGAGCUGAGAGGAGCUGUCAACUCUCACGCUGGUGAUGGUGAACUUCGCAUAAUUGUGGAUGGCAUCUUGGCACACUAUGAUGACAUUUUCAGGAUAAAAGGAGAUGCUGCAAAGGCUGAUGUCUUCCAUAUUCUUUCAGGCAUGUGGAAAACACCAGCAGAGCGAUGUUUUUUAUGGCUUGGUGGAUUCCGUUCAUCUGAAGUCCUUAAGCUGCUUAUAAAUCAGUUGGAGCCUUUAACCGAGCAGCAGUUAAUGGCCAUUACUAACUUGCAGCAGUCAUCGCAACAGGCAGAAGACGCCUUGUCACAGGGAAUGGAGGCUUUGCAGCAGUCAUUGGCCGAUACUUUGUCUGGUUCUCCUGGCCCCUCAAGCUCCUCAGGGAAUGUAGCUAACUACAUGGGUCAGAUGGCUAUGGCAAUGGGAAAGCUAGGAACUCUGGAAGGCUUCAUUCGCCAGGCUGACAAUCUGCGGCAACAAACAUUGCAACAAAUGCAUCGUAUAUUGACAACUCGCCAAUCAGCUCGUGCCCUUCUGGCUAUCAAUGACUACUUCUCUCGGCUUCGAGCUUUGAGCUCUCUCUGGCUUGCCCGGCCCCGUGAAUGAGAAGCAGAUCUCUUUUUCUGAUACUUGUUUUGGAAGAUGAUGGGUCUUGUCUAGUGUUCUCUAGUGCCAUAUAUGAAUUGGGAUUCUGGUUUAAUUGUUCCCAUUCCAGAUUAGAUACAGCUUUUUGUGUAACAGCUUGAGUCCUUGGGCAAUUUUAGUGCUGGGAUCUUCUGUAUGUUGCAAUGGUGCUGAGUCCGGCCUCUCCAGCAUGUAUUAUCCCCAAUGUGUAUUAACUUGUUUUUCUUUUUUCUUUUUUACUUAGCGCAGCUAUGGCAGUUAUUGUGUCAUGUGGUUGUCAUCAUAAAUCAAUAACAUUAUAGUCAAGAUUCUUGGAACUAGAUUUUAAUUGUAGAACCACAGUCUAGCUGGUACUGCUCUUG